Messenger RNA from Syngnathus acus (greater pipefish), 3583 nucleotides. Its product is annotated as fas-binding factor 1 homolog. The transcript has 29 exons. Lineage: Eukaryota; Metazoa; Chordata; Actinopteri; Syngnathiformes; Syngnathidae. Gene Ontology annotation, cellular component: ciliary basal body; ciliary transition fiber; centriole. Gene Ontology annotation, biological process: cilium assembly; establishment of epithelial cell polarity. The record is from RefSeq and is a predicted model, not a curated record. The coding region runs from base 214 to 3528 and encodes 1104 amino acids.
CAGGUAAACAGGAAACGUUCCUCCUUCCUCGGUUCAAAUCUUGGAGCUUGUGUGCCCAAGCUACUAAUCCGCUAGAAGCGUGUGAACGUUUAAAUUAACUAUUCUAUUGAAAAUGGUGAAGCACGAGCGGUAGCAGGAGUUUUUUAAAAUCACCAUUGGAGACGAGAUGCCUCAUCAAAUUGAUGCUAAAGUAGCUAGCUAACUGCUACUGUAAUGGUAAACAAACCAACAAUGGCCACAAAUCCAAAAGGGAAACCAACUAAAAGCUCAUUUGGUGAUGGAGAUAUCCUCGAAAGCUCAUUUGAUGGUGGCAAACUCCCACCAAGAAGAAAGUCAGGACGUGGUGGAUUACGAAAUAGCACAUCUGACAUUGAAAACAUCUUCAGUAUUCUAGACGAUGUAAAUUUGGAUGAAGACAACAUUGAGGGCCCAGAUAUGAAUGCUGCAUCAAAGAAAACUUCUCAUUCAACUUCUGCAGAAACAAAAAAACGAUCUGAUAAUAAAGAGUCCUUGCCAGAACCAGAUAUACUAGCGAGUGAUAUGAAACCAAGGGAAGCAGAUGAAAUUUCCACAGGAGGGAAGAAGAUAGACGCAUCUUCAGCGCGUAACAAAAAGUUCAGCUUCCUUGACCUCGAUGACCAGGAUGAUAUGGAUGACCUGUUGGAUAGUUUACCGCAAACCAAAAAAAAGACGCCAUCCAAAUCCAAUUCACUGCCAACCAAACCUGAAAAAUCGACACCUUCACAUUCUGCAUCUCUCGGCCAAAAAAGAGAAACAACCAGUGCAGCAAAGAAACUAAAUGAACUCGUGUUUGAUGAUGAGAAAGAUGAUUUAAUUGACGAACUUGGCCUGGAUUAUGAAAUUCCCAAGAAAAAAGAAAAUGUGCUUUUUACCAACAGGGAAAGUGACCAACCACAGAGAGCUCGCACCAGACUCGACGAGAUUUUAGAGAACUGUAAUUCCCAACGUCCAGAAUGGCCACCACCAGGCGGGAAGAAGGACCAGUCUUCAUCUCGGGAGAAAAACUACAAAGAGGUCCUUUUAGAUGAUGACCUCACAUUUGGGUCAUAUCAGCCCACAGUGGGAGACAACGCUUCAGGGCCACAGUCCCGUCGGCAGUCUAUCAGAUUCCCCACGGAGGACGUCAGUGCUUCUUCCCCGGAAAAAAAGCCCCCCAUUCCCCCAACCUCCACUCGAGCCCGCAACCCAGCUGACUGGCUCUGUCUCAGUGCAAACGAUGAAGACAAUGUUAAAGAGAAGAAGACCUCCAUAGAAUCUCCAAAAUCUCCUUCUCCUCCUUUAUUGGAGAGAAAGCGCUCACUGUCUGGAGAGCAGAAUCCAAAAAUGGAAGUGAAUGCCUCAGUUUUGGCUGACAGCAAAGCAGGAAAGCCCGAGGUGAUCAAAAAAGUGGGGGAAGAUGAUGACUGGUUAGUAGGAGCUCUGAGCAGGAAGAAGUCUUUCUCGGGAUCAAACUUUGAUGCCAAAAUCUUAACUCAGGAGCAAAAUUUAGGCCUUGGAGAAGAAGUGGAUCUGGAGUCACUUGUUAGUAAGGAAGCCACCUCACAAGGCCGGAGAGGCAGAAAUAACACCCCUGGGAAACAAUCGUCAUCCUCCAUGGAUGCUGGAAUUCCUUUCAACUCUUCACUUGGACAACCAAGCCUUGCUGCACAACAUGCCCCUGAAAAAGAAGAGAAGGCCAAGGAAGUGCUCCCGCAGCCAGACCUUAAGACAAACUCAUCAGCUGCUGUCCAGCAACAGGUGCCAUUUUCAGCUGACAGCCUGCAGCAACUCUUACUACAACAACAGAUGAUGCAGUCACAGUUAUUGGGGCUUCGGGGUGUUUUGGAUGCUGGGGCCGUGCAAAAAGUCGACCAGCACAAUCAUGGUGAUGGAGAGGAUUUACAAGCACGCGUCAUACAGCUGGAGGCACAGGCGAAGACGUUGCAACUAGAGCGAGACCACAGCCAGAUGUUGCUAGAAAGUAUCCAGCAGCGACAUAAACAGGACAUGGAACUCAUGGAAAACGCACACAAGACUCGCGUCAAGCUUCUCGAGGAAUCUGCAAUUCAGAGGGAGAUGCGGAUGCGGCAGGAGAGCGAAGAUCUCCUCGAACGCUUGGCUGCGCUAACUCAAACGGCUGAGAAGGAGCGCUCAGAGCUGCAGGCUCACUACCAAAGAAAACUGGCCCAGUUCCAGCAAGACCAAGAUCGUGACAUAGAGAGACUCCGGGAUUUGCAAAGAAAAUCCAUCACAGAGAUGAAGAAAGACCACGAAGACCAUAUUCAUAGACUGAAAAGGCUGAAAGAAGAAGAGGUUGACGCAGUAACAAGUGCAACAUCUGAGACCAGGUCUCUAACGCUCGUAAUAGAGAAGAUGGAACAGUUUUCUUUUCGGCUUGGAGAUCUCUCCAGUUUGGUCGAGAGCAGGCAUGAACACACAACCCAUGGUUUGGAGAAGGGGGCGCGGCACAGAGACGAGCAGCUCCGAAUCAUGCAGGAUCGUUUGGCUCAGCAAGAGAAAAUAAUGGCGGAGGAAAAAGCUUACCUGAAGGAAAUCAUCUCGAGGAUGGACACUCAGAUUAAUGAACAACAGAGACAAAUUGAGAAGGAUCGCUGGAAGAUGACAGGAGAGCAAGCCAAGGUAGAGUCCUCCUUGAAAAACCUGGAAGAAGAACGACGUGCCCUGACCAUGCAGAUGACCAUGGAGAGAGAAGAGCUGGAAAGAGCUAAGCGUGCGUUAUUGGAGGAGCAGAAGGCAGUGAUGCAGCAUUGCGCAGAGGAGAGAAGAAAGCUGGCAGCCGAGUGGAACGUCUUUCAUGCUCAGGAAAAGCAGCGUCGAGAAAAGGCCGAACAGGACGUCAGCACUUUACUGGAGAGAAGAGAGGGCUCCAUUCUGAGUCUUGCGCAGGAACAAGCUGAUUUGAAGCUUCGCGGCGGAGAGCUGAAACUAAAAGAGACGGCUGUGGCACAGGAGAGAGAGGUUCUGGAAAAACUGAAAGGAGAACUAGAGCAAGAAAAGGAGAGGAUAAGCACCACGGCCCUUAGGCUCAAAAUCCGAGCGCAGGAAGUUGAUGCCUUCAGCAAGCUGGCAGCAGAAAAGUAUGAAGAAGGAGAGCAAGCAUUGCGGGAAGCCAAACGUGUGGAGUCUGAACACCAGGCAAGGCUGAGAACCAUUCAUUCCCAGAUUGAGAGACUGAGGCAGCUCGAACAACGUGCUCUUCAGGAGCGAAUAAGGAUCAACCCUCAGGAAACAACGGAGAAGUCUAAACUAGACCCUCCGAGUGGCUCUUUGACACAAACUACUCCCACUCUACCAGAUCUGGGUUCUGCAGUGCCGGAGUCAAAGUUAACUUUAACUACCAAUCAGAUUGUACCCAAUUCUCAAUCUGUGGCACUCCAGGCAAGUUUGGCCAUAUGGAAGUACAAUGCACGAAAGGAGCAUGACUACCUCCAAGAGCAGCAAAUCUUCCUUGAAAACUUGAAGAAAAAGUCAAACAAACUGAAGUCACAGUGGGCUACAGCAUUAUAAUUCAGGAUUGCUUGACAUUUGUAUUUUUAUAGAUUUACAAAUAAAUCAAAUAGAA